AUGGACGAUCAAUUAAAGCAAGAGCAGUGGCAGCUAGUCACAACCCACAGACCACCACCACAGGCCAAAAGAUGCCGCCCAGGCGCCCGAGGAAAACCAAAGGCUCGGACCGGCUGCCUGACUUGCAAACAGCGACGAUACAAAUGCGACGAGGCACGACCGACCUGCGGAGGAUGCGUCAAGGGAAACUGGGAAUGCCAAUAUCCCACGGCCGAUGCGCAGGCGCGACGACGGGCGCCGAUGCCACCCAUCCCGGCCGCCGCGGCCACCACGACACAACCCAGGAUGCUGCCCCGGCUGAGCGAGCGGGACAUGCAGUCCUUUUCCUUCUUCAUAAUCGGCGUGGUUCCGGGCCUCGAAUCCGGGCUGUCGACGCACGGCAUCCGACCCAUCCUGAUCCAGACGGCCAUCGCGGAGCCGUGCGUGCUGCACGCGGCGCUGGCCUCGGGUCUCGCCACGCGCGACUCGUGCUGGCCGGGCGACGACCGGGCCGAGCGGGUGGCGCGGCUCGAGAGCAUACUGGGCCACUACAACCAGGCCAUCCGGGCCACGGCUGAGCUGAUGAGGGAGCACGGGAACCAGCGCGCCCUGGCCAAGAGCCGGCCGGACCGUCUGCUGGCGGCCAUGUGGGCCUGCCUUCUCAUGUCCGUCACCGACCACUCCUGCACGGGCCCGCUCGCCAUAGGCCAGCUGCCAGAGACCAACUGGGACAGGGCUCUGGUGCACAUGAGGGCGGUGUACGUCAUGCUUCAGGAGUGCUGGGCAUUAUCCCCUUACGUCGAGGGCGAGGGCCCUCCCGACAAGAACAGUCAGGUUCAGGACCACAUAGUAGAGGUGGCGUCUGCGGCAUCAAACUUUUUCCUGCAGAACAAGGUCUACGAGGACGAGGCGAACUCGCGUCAUCUGAGACGAGAGACGAGAGACGAGCCUGUACGGCUAGACGGUGUGUAGAUUUGUGUAUAGGAGGACCAAGCUGAGGCUGUUUGCGCUAGGAUGCAGAGCCAAGUAUGUGUCCCCACACGACGAGGAGAUCCUUUAGUAAAGCCCAACAGGAUUGUACCUAGCGAUUAUUGCUAUUCUAUGACUUGACCUAGACUUGCGGUCUAGAAUAGAUGUAGGUACUAGACUAGGUGAUUUGUUUUCUACUAUCCAUGACAUGGGCAAUAGCUUGGCUGGAUGAAUUUGUUUCCGUCUCUUAGCGAGGUUGGAAAAUAGAUCUAGUUUUCCCACCAAUCAUCCACCUCGAGGA
This is a messenger RNA of Pyricularia oryzae 70-15, 1249 nucleotides long. RefSeq lists its product as uncharacterized. Gene Ontology annotation, biological process: regulation of DNA-templated transcription. The coding region runs from base 1 to 951 and encodes 316 amino acids. The transcript has a single exon. The record is from RefSeq and is a predicted model, not a curated record. Gene Ontology annotation, molecular function: zinc ion binding; DNA-binding transcription factor activity, RNA polymerase II-specific. NCBI's taxonomy places the organism in Eukaryota, Fungi, Ascomycota, Sordariomycetes, Magnaporthales, Pyriculariaceae.